Molecule: messenger RNA, 320 nt
Organism: Vombatus ursinus (common wombat)
Lineage: Eukaryota; Metazoa; Chordata; Mammalia; Diprotodontia; Vombatidae
Product: cytochrome c oxidase subunit 6C-like
Exons: 1
Coding region: 29-259 (76 amino acids)
Biological process (GO): mitochondrial electron transport, cytochrome c to oxygen
Source: RefSeq, a predicted model, not a curated record
ACAUACGUCCUUAGGAAGAAUUGUCAGAAUGUCUGCUCCUAUUUUGGCAAAACCACAGCUGCGAGGCCUUUUGGCUAAGCGCUUGCGAUUUCAUAUUAUUACAGCAUUUAUUCUGUCCUUGGGAUGUGCUACCAUGUAUAAGUUUGGAGUGGCUGAACCUGGGAAAAAGGCAUAUCAAAAUGUCUAUAGAAGGUAUGAUGCUGUGAAAGAUUUUGAAGAGAUGAAUCAAGCUGGUGUCUUUCAGUAUAGAAAACCAUGAUGAAAUAUACAGGUUUCAGAGGCUUGAGGUCCCUGGAUACUUAUUACUGACCUGUUUUUCU